AUGCAAUUUGACAUCCGACGAUUUGACAUCUAUCGAAAAAUCCCCAAAGAUCUAACCCAACCAACGAACACAGGUGCUGCAAUAUCCUUAGCUUGUAUUUCUUUCAUUUCAACAUUACUUCUCAUCGAACUCUACUAUUUUAUCACGCCUGAAGUUGUAAGUGAAUUAUUCGUUGAUAUACCUGAAAGUGGCAAUGCCGACCGAAUACCAGUUCACAUCGAUAUUAGUGUAUUGAACAUUGGAUGUGAAUAUGUUGGAAUCGAUAUUCAAGAUGAUCUCGGUCGACACGAAGUCGGAUUUAUCGACAAUACGCUGAAAACACCGGAAAAUAAUGGUGCUGGUUGUCGAAUCAAUGCUUCAUUUAAAAUCAAUCGUGUCCCAGGCAAUUUCCAUAUUUCAACACAUUCGGCAGCCAGUCAGCCAGCCAACGGUGACAUGAAACAUGUCAUUCAUGAAUUAACAUUCGGUGAUUCAAUUAAAGGUUUUCGACAAAUACCAAAUCGAAAAGCGUUUCACCCACUACGACGCUUUAACAAUACUAAUCGCCCAAGUCAUGCGUCACAUGAUUAUUUAUUAAAAAUAGUUCCCACGAUUUAUGAAGAUCUCCAAAGCACUCGGCGGUAUCCGUAUCAAUUUACGUUCUUCUACCGAGAGUAUAGUCCCUAUCAACCUCAUGGAGGCGGUAUGAUUCCUGCUAUAUGGUUCCGUUACGAUAUUAUGCCAAUCACGGUGAAAUAUACUGAGCAUCGGCAGAAGUUCUAUACUUUUAUAACGUCAAUCUGUGCUAUUGUUGGUGGAUCCUUCACAGUUGCUAGUAUAAUCGAUUCUCUGAUAUUCACUGCAAGUGAAUUGUUCAAAAAAUUUGAACUCGUGUUCACUCAACGUGAUAAUGUGUAUUUUCAAUUUGCCGGGAGUAAGCGCUUUUCUCUUAUCAUCAACAUAUUAAUACUUGAACAAAGCAAAAAUAAGACUCACAACAAGCACAAGCGAUCAUUUAUUCCAUAUUCUCAAAAAGAAACGUUCUUUGCUGUUUAA
Messenger RNA from Adineta ricciae, 1035 nucleotides. The record is from the annotation of a GenBank genome assembly. NCBI's taxonomy places the organism in Eukaryota, Metazoa, Rotifera, Eurotatoria, Adinetida, Adinetidae.